AUGAGAAGUUACUGCCAUCAUCUGCUACAGACAUGUAGAAACUUAGAACAGCUUAAGCAAAUCCAUGCACAAACUUCAACACAAGGACUCCACCAUCUUCAAAACUUAUCUUGCAAAAUCUUCAAUACAUACACAAAAUUCAACAAACCGCUUGAAGCUUACAAUGUUUUCAAUCAAAUUCAAAACCCAGAUAUAGUUUCUUGGACUUGUCUAAUCUCUCUUCAUUUAAAUACUGAUCGUCCAUUCGAGGCUCUAUUGGUUUUCUCAAAAUUGAGUUCUUUAGGAUUAAAACCAGAUAGUUUUUCUGUUGUUGGAGCUCUUACAGCAUGUGGUCGGAGUGAAAAUCUUGGGCAUGGAAAAGCAGUUCACGGUAUGAUUUAUAGACAUGAAUUGGUGGCUUCAGGAUCGAUUGUUGGAAAUGCUCUGAUUGAUAUGUAUUCAAGAAAUGGGAAAAUCGAAGUAGCUCAGAUGGUUUUUGAUGAGAUGAAAAGUAAAGAUGUUGCUACUUGGACUAGUUUGAUGCAUGGGUUUAUCAAGUGUAAUGAUUUAAGUUCUGCACGUAGUUUGUUUGAUAAAAUGCCGGAGAGAAAUUCGGUUUCCUGGACUGCAAUGAUAACUGGUUAUAUCCAAGGUGGGAAACCAAUUGAAGCACUGGAGAUAUUUCAGAAAAUGAAAUCAGAUGGAAAUGAUCAUCCAACUGCGGUAAUGACUGUGGCGGUGCUUUCUGGUUGCGCUGAUGUUGGAGCACUUGAUCUUGGCCAAUUAAUCCACGGUUAUGUUAUGAAAACUUAUCUAAAUUUGGAUGUAACUGUGAAAAAUGCAUUAAUGGAUAUGUAUUGCAAAAGUGGAAGCCUUGAAAGCGCAGAAAAGAUCUUCAAAGAGAUCUCGACUAAGGAUAACUUUUCAUGGACAACAAUGAUUCUGGGGUUUGCAGUUCAUGGCAGUGGAAAACGUGCUCUUGAAGUAUUCUCUGAAAUGUUAGAAUCUGGAGAUUACCCGAACGAGGUGACAUUUGUUGCUGUUCUUUCAGCUUGCAGUCACGCAGGGCUGGUCAAUGAAGGUCGAAGAUGGUUUAAUUGUAUGCUGAAAAUGUACCAUUUGGAGCCAAAAAUCGAGCAUUAUGGAUGUAUGGUUGAUUUACUAGGUCGUGCUGGUCUUGUUGAAGAAGCAAAAGAGCUGAUUGAAAAUAUGAAAGUUCCACCAGAUGGGAUUAUUUGGAGAUCACUGUUGAGUUCUAGUAUUGCUUGCAAGAAUUUGGAAAUGGCUUUACUGGCGGGAAAGAAAGUAGUUGAACUAGAACCCAGUGAUGAUGGAGUUUAUGUACUUUUGUGGAACAUGUAUUGUUCAGUAAAUCAUUGGGAGGAAGCUAUAAAGAUGAGAAAGUUGAUGAAAGAUCGAAGAAUUAAGAAGAAACCUGGGCGUAGUUGCAUCGAGAUUAAUGGUGUUGGUAAUCAAUUUCUUGCUGAAGAUAAGACUCCCAACCCGGGUACAGAAACCCAGUUGGUUUUAGAAAGAAUGGCCCAGGUGAUGAAGGUUGAUAAUUCUUAUCUUUUCGGGAUUGAAUUUUAUUGAUCUCAUCCUUGGAUGGUGUCAUUUUCACAGUUCGUGUACCAACCUGAGCAUUGGAUUGAGGACACGAUCCGCACUCUAGGAAUUUCUUAGAACAUCAAAUUUGGUAAAAGAUCACAAAUUCCAGUCUUCAACCAGAAGUAAUAUCAUUGGCCUGACUGAGUAAUUUGGAUAACUUUGUCCAGGCUAUCAAUUUAGACUAAAGUCAUCAGUAGCAAUUCAAGACCAUUUGAAACCGAAAUUGAAGGUAAUAAUCAAAAUCCCAAAGGUCCCUCCCCUCCCGCCUACUUUACUCUCUGGUCUGCCUGAUAUCAUUCUCAUUAACUUGCAACUUUCAAACAAAAUUAAGACCUCAAUUUGCUUGGGAAACAAAAAUGCUCUGUAUUGUCUAUGGACA
Molecule: messenger RNA, 1966 nt
Organism: Papaver somniferum (opium poppy)
Lineage: Eukaryota; Viridiplantae; Streptophyta; Magnoliopsida; Ranunculales; Papaveraceae
Product: pentatricopeptide repeat-containing protein At2g22410, mitochondrial-like
Exons: 1
Coding region: 1-1572 (523 amino acids)
Biological process (GO): RNA modification
Molecular function (GO): RNA binding; protein binding
Source: RefSeq, a predicted model, not a curated record